This is a messenger RNA of Poecilia latipinna (sailfin molly), 1253 nucleotides long. Its product is annotated as troponin T, cardiac muscle isoforms-like. The transcript is spliced from 18 exons. Bases 291 to 1160 code for a protein of 289 amino acids. Lineage: Eukaryota; Metazoa; Chordata; Actinopteri; Cyprinodontiformes; Poeciliidae. Gene Ontology annotation, cellular component: troponin complex. Gene Ontology annotation, biological process: regulation of muscle contraction; cardiac muscle contraction; sarcomere organization. Gene Ontology annotation, molecular function: tropomyosin binding; troponin C binding; troponin I binding. The record is from RefSeq and is a predicted model, not a curated record.
UGCAAAGACAUGCGGUCACGAGACCCCCGGGGCUGUAUUAAGUUGUGCCGUUUGGUUGGAAGAGAGGAUGACUGAGUUUGUAUUUGGCUGGAUGUAGAAGAGGAAGAACAACACUUGCCCUAAAUCCCAUCGCUUCUUCAGCGUAAGAGUUUUCUGGACGGACGUUCGUCUUUACCACCGGCUCACCUCUCUUGCUAAACCGUACGAUGCUACGUUUAAUCUGCGCAGUAACAUUUUGGCUUUACGAAAUAUGCAAAUUCUUUGUUUGAUUAAAGAAACUAUCAGCUAAAAUGUCUGAGGAAGCAGUGGAGGACGUCGUCGAAGAAGAAGUUGUGGAGGAAGAAGUAAUUGAAGAAGUUCUAGUGGAGGAGGUGGGGGAGGAAGAAGAAGCUCCACCUGGAGUAGAAGAGCCCCCUGUCUCCACUACUGAAGAGCCUGCAGAAGAAGAGGCUCCAGCUGCGGAUGAAGAGCAUCCAGUUGCAGAUGAAGAUGAAUCCAAGCCCAAACCAAAGGCAUUCGCUCCGCCGAUCGCCGUUCCUAAGAUACCAGAGGGGGAAAAAGUUGACUUUGACGACAUCCACAGGAAGCGUCAGGAGAAAGAUCUGUCUGAGCUGCAGUCUCUGAUCGAGGCCCACUUUAUUCAGAGAAAGAAGGACGAGGAGGAGCUCAUCGCUCUUGUUAACAGGAUUGAGAAGCGUCGUGCUGAGAGGGCUGAACAGCAGAGAAUCCGUGCCGAGCAGGAGAAAGAGAGGCAGAAUCGUUUGGUUGAAGAAAAAGAGAGGAAGGAACAAGAGGAGGCUCGUAAGAAGCAAGACGAGGACGCCAAGAAGAAAAAGGCCCUGACUAACAUGACUCAACAAUAUGGUGGCCAGCAAAGGCAAGAUGGAAGGAAGGGAGCAAAGAAGCAAACAGAGAGGGAAAAGAAGAGAAAGAUCCUGGCAGAGCGGAGGAAACCGCUCAACAUCGACCAUCUGAACGAGGACAAGCUGAAGGAGAAGGCCGGUGAGCUGUGGCAGUGGCUGAUGAUGCUGGAAGCGGAGAAAUUCGACUACACUGAGAAGCUCAAGAGACAGAAAUAUGACAUCAACUUGCUCCUGAAUCGGGUUCAGGCCACCCAGAGCGUCAAAGGAAGAGGCAAGGCCAAGGGCAGGGUGAGAUAGACGGCCCCAACCAGACAAGACGCCUGAGCAGGAGUUUGCGUCGCAGCAAAACACAAGUUCACAGAAAUAAAGCACGAUUUCUGGGUUUAAGAG